AUGUUUGUUUUGGGAUGCCACCUCUCAACGAAGGCAGAUAUAACAAUCUUAUCUGGUAGAUGUCUUCAACAUGCACCUAAGGGGUUCCUAUCAGCAGUUCUGCUUGAGUACAGGCAUCUGGCGGAGGCUCUGCACAAUCAUACUGAUGUGGGGCUUGGACCUACAGUUCUGGCCUAUCUGUUCAAGAAUCUGCAUACUGCCACCCUGGAGAAUCCACUGAACCUGUCUGCUCCUGGUGCAUUUUGGAUGAUCCAGAUCUGGCUGCAGGUCUACUUCCCAGAAUUAAGGUUUCCAGAUGUAGUUCUGCCUGAAGACCAGGUUCUGGCUCAACCACUGAUGUCGGCAGAAGUGCCCAAGCGCUCCAUUGAAGAGUACCUGAUGUUCUUCAGGCACUGUACAAAGAGGUCAGCACCUCAGUGGUAG
Molecule: messenger RNA, 423 nt
Organism: Prunus armeniaca (apricot)
Lineage: Eukaryota; Viridiplantae; Streptophyta; Magnoliopsida; Rosales; Rosaceae
Source: the annotation of a GenBank genome assembly